AGAACAUGUAUGGCCCAGUUACAUGUACCGAAACAGUGACUUUAAUACAUAUUAUUUUAUGAAGUGCAGGCCGGAGAGAUAUAGAUCUAAAUUGCAGUCUUUGGCCAAAGUUUGUGUUGGCCUUUCAUUUUGAGAAAGAAUUCAAACAACACCAGAUCAUAGAAAGAAAAGGUAAAAGAUCAAGGUGGUCUUAAACUGUUUUGAACAAGAGUACAUUCCAAUGUUGCAAGCACUAUGGGCUAGCCUGGUUGCUACUCUGUAUAUCUACCUCAGACCCAUGUUCAAGUGGAUUAUCCGCAGGGUGACCGGUAAAUGUGAGCUUCUCCGUAUAGUAUACCAGUACCCGAAUGGAGCUGCUAGGACCAAAUAUGUAGAGUACAGUUUAAAGCAUUCCAGCCAUCAUGAGUUGAAACGGCUUGUAAAAGAGACAGAUACUAACAUAGAGGCAGCGGUUGUCUUGGUGAUGAAAACAAAAUUUAUAUUGCCGGAAGUACACUCGCAAUUUGAGCAUAUAUUUCGGCAAAGUUUAACACAGAUAAAUGGGUAUGUAAGGCUGCAGCAUGAAGUAGAGACUGUAAGACAGGUGAAAUAUUCCAGUGAAAACUCCGAUCACGAAGAUAAACUGAUGAAGUUAUGGAAUAUCCUGACAGAUGGUGAAAAGUUGACAUCAAGAACAUGUUCCCAGUGGUCUCAGAUUGGCUUCCAGGGUGAAGAUCCACAGACUGAUUUCCGUGGCAUGGGACAACUGGGUCUAGAUCAACUAUUGUAUUUUUCAACAAAGUAUACAGCAGAAGCCAGAUCUUUGCUAUCCAAAUCUCACAAUCAAUAUUUUGGGUAUUCAUUUGCAAUAGUUGGUAUAAACCUGACGGAGCUGGUAUAUACAUUACUGAAACAUGGUAACCUGAGAACUCACUAUUACAACAAUAAAUCCAGCAAACCAACCAUCGAAGAUUUCCACGAGGUUUACUGUUAUGUGUUCUUCGACUUUGAUACAUUUUGGUUUAAUGAGAAACCAAAAGACAUUAUGGAGUUUGGCAGAAUACGGGAAAAAUAUCGCAAAAAGUUGGUGGCUCGACUUAAAGAAAAGGAUACAGUUCUUAUAGCAGAGUUCCAAUACAAGCACGAUUCCUGAGACUGUACAAAACUUUAUGCAAAAUAAGAAACUUGCAUGGUUCUCAAUCUGGAUAGACUAUUGAUAAUUUACCACUCCUCAGUUUACUAUAUGUUACAUUCUGAAAGAAGUAUAUAAAGGAUAACUGUACAGGAAAUUUCAGUUACUUAGGCUGUUAAAUAUUUGACAUCUUUCCUGUUGUAUUCUACUUACCUACCUUUCAUUCCAUCUAGUCAGAUUUACUAGAAGUGAUGAACAGAAUGUUGUAAAGUCAUUGUAUUGAUUUACACAGUAUAGGUAUACUUUAGUUUUGUACUGCAAGUGUUCAGUAUCUAUGGUAAUGGGAUCUGCUUCGUUUACAUAAAGCUUUAUUCAUUAACACAUUUCCACUUUGAAGGCAUAUUCACAGUUGUACAGAUAAAUGUUCUAUUGUGAAAAAGAAUGCUAAGUUUACAACACAAACACUUUGUAUAUUACCAUUUACCUCAUUACAUCACUCACAUUGUACAUAAUCAAUUACCUCCUGAUAUCGAGCACAUUGUGUAUCAACAUCUCUCCUUCAUUUCCGUGUGCAAAUUGUAAGGUUACAGUAUAUAAUGAUCUAUGAAAUUAUAAACAAAAUUCCAUGUUUUCCCUCAAAGUAAUGAACAGCUUACUGUUAGAUCCACCUUUUUCAGUAACAAGGUUUUGUCCGGAUUAAUCUUUAGAUAUUUAAGAAAAUACUGAUAUUUUAUAUCAUUUUAAAGAAAACUCCGAGGGUGAUAAUAGGAACUCCUUUAAAUUAUCAGAAUGCCUUGAUUAGUAUUUAUUUUAUUGUCCAAAAUAAAAUUUUGCGAGGUAUUUUCCAUUGUAAAGUUCAGCUAUUUUUGACACCAAAAUUUAGACAAAAUAAAGACUUGAUUUAUUUGUAAAGGAUUGUUAUAAAAUUGUCAGGAUAUCUUUGUCAACAGAAAAGCAACAUUUGCAUGCAAAAGUUUUGUUACAUUUCUAAAAUGUAGAGCAUUGUCGACAGUUAUUGACACCUUGAGCAUUGGCGGAGGAUAACAAGUUGUUUACUUAUGAUAAUCUUAGUUGAAACAAAUUAUCAACGUUAUUAAUUGUUCAUCCACAUCAUCCGAUAGUCCAUAUAGCAACAGCAGUAAGGCAGUACGAAUAUAAGAUAACCACACAUACAAAAAGACGUGGAGGCAGUUAUCUACACCAUUUUGCAGUUAUGGACACCCUAAUAAAGUUUAAAAAAAUGAAAUAAGUUAGAGGAUAUAGUAAGCUACAAGAUGAAUGGAAGUCAGUUGUAAAACUUAAAGAUAUAUUGAUAAUAAGUAGACUUUCCAACAUUUUGGCUUUAUAUUGUACAUUAGAUGUAUGCAUAAGGCCUGUGCCUUUUUCCUUGAUGUUAUACACAUCUGACUUAAACAAGAACCUAGUAGAUCUAGUCUUAGUCAAGGUUUGUAUACAGUAGAACAUUUUGAAGGGUGAAUCGCAACAUUUUUCAAUGUCUAGAAUAUACAACUGUAGAGGAUAUAUAAAAAGUGUCCAAGUGCCUUAGCCUUACUCUCGUGUUCCAUAGCACUUUUUCAAGCAAACGGUUCAGUUUUCGUGUGCUCUAACAUGGCUGUAAACCUAGCAAAAGCCAUUGUGACUUUGCCAUGAUUUAUACAAAGGAAAAAACAUAUUUGACAUUAAAUAAACAUUAUUACAUAUAUUUUGAAAAUUCAAAAAGAUACUGCUCACCCUUGGAGACCUUUAGAAGGUACCGGGUAGUUAAAAAAGUUAAAUGUUUGUCUGACAGCUGUUUGUGCACUACAGAUUGUUAACAAAUGUUGGAAUGCCAGGAAAUGAAACUUCUAAGUUAUAUAUAUAUAUAUAUAUAUGUUCCAGUUUUUUAUUUUAAUUAUAAAUCAGUUUUAUUCACUGUCACUUUGUAUUAAUAUGAGUACAGAAAAUUUAAAGUCUAUUUUAAUACGACAUUGUUGAGUCAUAAUGUUGUUUUUAUAAAAUGCUCAGUCUCGUACAAUAAAUUGAAUUUGAACAGUAAAAAA
This is a messenger RNA of Mercenaria mercenaria, 3150 nucleotides long. RefSeq names its product ELMO domain-containing protein 2-like. Bases 221 to 1132 code for a protein of 303 amino acids. The record is from RefSeq and is a predicted model, not a curated record. The transcript is spliced from 8 exons. Lineage: Eukaryota; Metazoa; Mollusca; Bivalvia; Venerida; Veneridae. Gene Ontology annotation, molecular function: GTPase activator activity.